AUGAGGUCAGCCUGUCUCUCUCUGCUCCUUGUCACGGCGUGCUGGGCUCUGCCGCCCUUCCGCCAGUCCGGCUUCUUAGACUUCAUGAUGGAGGAUGAGGCGGGAUCAGGUUUUCCUACUGAGAUGCCAGAUGUAAGGCUCCAACCCAUGCCUGAAGGACCCAAGUGCCCCUUCAGAUGCCAGUGCCACCUGCGCGUGAUCCAGUGCUCUGACCUUGGACUGAAGGCUGUUCCCGCAGAGAUCCCAGACGACACCACCCUGCUGGACCUGCAGAACAACAAGAUCACGGAGAUCAAGGAGAACGACUUCAAGAACCUGAAAGGGCUGCAUGCUCUGAUCCUGGUCAACAACAAAAUCACCAUCAUCCACGCCAAGGCCCUGAGCCCACUGACCAAGCUGCAGCGCCUCUACCUUUCUAAGAACAUGCUCAAGGACGUGCCCGCCAACAUGCCCAAGAGCCUGCAGGAGCUGCGCAUCCACGAGAAUGAGAUCACCAAGAUCAAGAAGUCCUCCUUCCAGGGGAUGUCCCAUGUCAUCGUCAUGGAACUCGGUUCCAACCCGUUGAAGAGCGCAGGAAUCGACGCCGGUGCAUUUGCUGACCUGAAACGGGUGUCUUACAUUCGCAUUGCAGACACUAACAUCACAGAAAUCCCCAAAGGCCUGCCCAGCUCCCUCUCUGAGCUCCACCUGGAUGCAAACAAGAUCACCAAGGUGACAGCUAACAGCCUCAAGGGCCUGAAGAACCUGGCCAAGCUCGGUCUGAGCUACAAUGAGAUCAGCUCUGUGGAAAAUGGCACCCUGGCUAACGUCCCCCACCUGCGAGAGCUGCACCUCGACAACAACGCCCUGACCAGUGUUCCUCCCGGCCUGUCCGACCACAAGUACAUCCAGGUGGUCUACCUCCACGCCAACAAGAUCUCCGCCGUGGGAACAGGCGACUUCUGCCCUCCCGGCCUCAACAGCAAGAAGGCCAUGUACUCCGGCAUCAGCCUCUUCAGCAACCCCGUGCCCUACUGGGAAGUUCAGCCAAUCACCUUCCGCUGCGUCUUCGACCGCUCCGCCAUCCAGCUCGGCAACUACAGGAAGAAGUAGAGCGCGUCUCCCUCACCUCCCCCACCCGGCGCCGCGCCUCCACGAGGAAGUGUGUUUGUAAAUGAGUGUGUGAAAGUUUUUUGUUUUUGUAAGCGUGCGUGUUCGACCACAGCGCCCCCCCCUCCCCACCCCCACGCAACACUGACCCCUACCAACACUGCCUCGCCCACCACAAACCACGAUGUCAUCAAAUCCACGCGCUCAUUUCCAAAACUUAAGUGGACAUGGACCUCAAACGCGACAUAUCAUUUCAUUAUUUAGCUUCAAGGUUAGCAGAUACGGCUUACAGAGCAGACGCCUGCAUACUAUGGCGAUGCUUUCACACACACACACACACACACACACACACACACACUUCAGUCAUAGAAGCAGUUAACCAAUGCUGUAACAUAUUACUGUGCGUAAUAUUUGGCUCAAAUUCCCGAACACAAACGAUUCGAACAUAUCCCAGUUUUUCUCGACGUUAAGUAUGAAUUAUAAGCGAGCUGACCUGUAGAGCAGGCAGCGAGGGGUUUUUAACUUGUGUUUUACAAUACCGUUAACAACUGGUAUACUAGAAUGUACUAGAUAUUACCUGUGUACUAGGACUAGCAUUCGAGAGUGUAACACUGCCACGCUGCACUCCGCGAAAGAACUCCGAGUUUUUCUAUUUGUAUUGUACUCAAUUCAAGUAGAGAUAAAGAAAAAAGAAAAAGAAAAAAAAUGCGACCAUGACAUUGAUUUCUUGUGCUUAGUUUCUGGGGUUGUUUUUUUUUCACACUUUUUUCUUCAUCACAUUCCACCAUCCAUCCAUCCAUCCAUCCAUCCAUCCCUUGUUUCCUCUCCUGGUGUGAUGUUGUUGUUCCAUAAAAAUCAAGGUGAAAAUAGCUUCUAAUAAAAAAAGAAAAUGAAAUAAAAUGUAGAAUAAACCAUAUAUGUUUUAAACAGAAGCCAUUCCCAAAGAUUUAUAUGCAUGCUCUUAUUUUUUUUGUUUUGUUUUGUUUAUCUUUUCAACUUGAACCUGGUGCUUUCUGGAAUCUCUUGUUUAAUGCCUGUAUGUGAUUUCUCUCCGUGUUUCCUUUUGCCCUUUAUCUCCUUUUUUUUGUUUUUUUGUUCAAGAGUCGAGGAAAAAAAUUGGAGGGUGUACGUGGACUGGCAUGCCCACUGCAGCCAUGUUGGUGUGAAUGUUGUAUGUAUAGACGCUGUAUAUAAAUGCUGUAUAAAAAAACCUCUCAUUGCUUAAAGGCACAAGCACUUACCAUAGCUCAGACUUAAUAUAUCAGCUACAAAAGGUGUUCCUCUUUUUUUUUUCCUCCUCCCUCCCCGGAGCAGGGGCUCCAGCUAAGGUGUCCUAAACAAAAUAAAAAUACUAAUGGAAAAUGUA
This is a messenger RNA of Acanthopagrus latus (yellowfin seabream), 2455 nucleotides long. It is a transcript of the gene dcn, whose product is annotated as decorin. The transcript is spliced from 7 exons. NCBI's taxonomy places the organism in Eukaryota, Metazoa, Chordata, Actinopteri, Spariformes, Sparidae. Bases 1 to 1092 code for a protein of 363 amino acids. Gene Ontology annotation, molecular function: protein binding. The record is from RefSeq and is a predicted model, not a curated record.